Alligator sinensis (Chinese alligator) is the source of this 3605-nucleotide messenger RNA. It is a transcript of the gene PRELID3B, whose product is annotated as PRELI domain containing 3B. Gene Ontology annotation, biological process: phospholipid transport. Gene Ontology annotation, cellular component: mitochondrial intermembrane space. Lineage: Eukaryota; Metazoa; Chordata; Crocodylia; Alligatoridae. The record is from RefSeq and is a predicted model, not a curated record. Gene Ontology annotation, molecular function: phosphatidic acid transfer activity.
AUGGCGAUUUUAUUAAUUCAAAAAAAAAAACAACAAUGGAAGCACCCGUGGGAAACCGUUACAACAGCUGCCAUGCAGAAAUAUCCCAACCCCAUGAACCCGAGUGUCGUGGGAGUUGAUGUGCUAGACAGACACAUAGAUCCACAUGGGAAACUGCACAGCCUUCGACUGCUCAGCACCGAAUGGGGAAUCCCCUCUAUUGUGAAAUCGCUCAUUGGUGCAUGUAGAACAAAGACAUACGUUCAGGAACAUUCUGUUGUUGACCCUGUGAAAAAAACAAUGGAACUUCAGUCCAGUAAUAUUUCAUUUACAAAUCUGGUUUCAGUAGAUGAGCGGCUUAUUUAUAAACCACAUCCUCAUGCGCCUGAUAAAACCAUUUUGACUCAAGAAGCAAUAAUAUCUGUGAAAGGGGUCAGUCUCAGCAGUUACCUAGAAGGAUUAAUGGAAAACACAAUCUCUUCCAAUGCCAAUAAAGGUCGUGAGGCACUAGAAUGGGUAAUCAAUAAAUUGAAUGCUGAAAUUGAGGAGUUCACAGCUUCAGCAAGACAAAGCAUGAGGACUUCUAUGGCAGCAGCAGCAUUUGCAGAGAAAUGACAGCAAAUAUACAUUUAUAAAUUACUAGUUAGGUCUGUGUGUCUGAAAUAAGGAACCAAAAGCUCCUCUUCAAACUGAAACAUAUUUAUUGUUAUGUUUUGUUAUUUAAGGGCAUAUCUAUGUAUUGGCUAGGUUUUAAGGUAAAACUUUGGAGAGAAGUAGCAAGUUCUUGUGAAUGAGGGUAACGUGUAGGGAUUUAACUAAUAUGUUGGUUCAACUAGACUGAACAUUCAUUUCAUAUGAAAUAAUAUCUUAAGAAUUCAAAGGUAGUUCCUGUAUUUACAGGAAUGCUUAUCAGUUUAAAAUGACUCCUAAUAUAAAAUAGUCUCUGUAGAUAAGGUUACAGACAUUGGAAGAGAUUGAUGUGAUAGUGAUUCCUACUUGAGUAGAAUUUAGUGUUAUUUUAUUCUUGGACUCUACCUCUUUGGGGACCAAACCCAAGAUUAAGAAAAAAUGCCUUGUUCAAGCAAGCUCCAUUGUAUUUGUUUUGGGCAGCUGUGUGAUAUAACUUGCUAUAAAUAGAAGAUUUAUUACUUGAAGCCUGAAAUGCAAAUGAAUGCAAAGCUUGUUUUUUGGAUAAACUUGCUACAAGUUCUGGUCGGACAGCUGAUUUGAAAUGGUACUUUAAAAGUAAACUAUAUCCAUCAAACGAUUUCUUAAUAUUUACAAGAAGUGUCAUCUCACAUAUUUUGAAUAGUGCUCAUCUCUGAGGCCAAAAUUUUGCCUUUAAAUACUACAUUAGUAGGAGUUGCCUGCCAUAACUGAGGAAGAAUUUAGACCAAAAUACUUUUAUCUUUUUAGUUCAGCCUUGCAGUAACAGAACCUCUCUAUUUAGAGGAGAACUAUAAUCUUAGAAGAAUUUUUAAAUGUAAUUUUAUAGACAGUUAAACUUUGUAGAAAAGUUUUAAUUUAUUUUGAAAUUUUGCAACAUAACUCAAAUUUAAAUUCUUAGAUUAACUUGGUCGAGGUGUAUUCUCAUUUGUAGGUAACAAUAAACAGGGUUAGCAAAAGUAAGUUUACAUUAAUCAUGCUUCAGAAUUUUUCAGUUAAACAUGGAGUCAAACUAUUUGAAUGCCAUUUCAACUAAACAUAGCAUCUAGCAUUAAAUUUUAGUUUAAUGCUCUGGAUUCUCUUAUCUUUUUUAUUAUUGAAAUAAAUACUUACAAACAGGGCAUUUUAAAUGAAGGAUUUAGGGAUCAAAAUCAGUAGGUAGUUUAGUUUCUUGGCACUAAGUUCCCAUACAUAAUCACUAAAGGUCAGAUUUUGCUAACUACUCAAAUAGCAAAUUUCUCUGUAGGUAAGCUCAUUGACUUCUAUGGUGGGGACGUGUAGUAAAAAAACAUGAAAAGGGGUAGGGGAAAUGUAGUACUAUAGAAACAGAUGUAGGAUUUAGUUGGCAAUCUUGCCAACUGGUGCCAAACGGUCCAUCUGGAGUUUCAGACCUAAUCAUACAGGUGUCAUUUUUGUUUAGUCUUUCAGAAGAGCUGAUAUUGCCUGUCAGGCAGUAUUUCUGUUACAUGCUAAUAAAGUAUUGUCUGUUCAGUGGUACAGAGCUAGAGUCUAUUCGCUGAAUAUUACUUGGUAUAGAUGAGAAGACAACAUUCUACACCUGCAUGUAGGAAUAAAGACUAGUGAAUGUGCAUAAAGCAACACUUAGAAGAGUUUAUUCACUGUAAAUUUAAUAUUUUUCUACUUAAAUAAUAAAGAUUCAGUUCAAAACCUAAUACAUUUGUAAAAAAAUCAUUAAGUUUUGUGACUUUUUACACCUGGAGAUUGUUCCUACAAUUAAUUUAACUAAAGGUCAAAAUGUUCAUACUUAAACUUGUGUAAUAAUUUAUGUGAGUUCUUCUGAUAAAGAUGCAAUACUGUUCCUAAACUUGUCUGUUGAAAGCAUAAACCAAGCUUAAUUUUUAUAUUUCAAAUUCAAACAACUAAUUUCGCUGUAUUAAGAGCCCUCUAAUUCAAACUGGCAAUUUGGUCUCAUUUUUUUCAGUGCAAGUUUUAUCAUUUUUAUCAAUAUUCAGAAACCAUUUAAAAGAUUGAGUCUCUUGUUUCUUAAUUGUGUGUGUGUGUUCCUGAGAAAUGAAGCAGUUUUGUGUGACUAUUUUAAACAAAACAAUGGCGAAAUCUGCUAGUUUCUAAAAUCGCAUGAUCCAUUGGAUACUUUUUAACUGUACUUUAGAAUGAGGCAGAUUAUUUUCAUUGUGCUGGAGGAAUUAAGGAAAACAUUACCCAUUGCAGGGGAUGGGUGUCAGCACUAGUUCAGCUGUACAGAUUUAAAUGCAACAUUAACUCAGGGUACCAUUGCUUCAGAAAACAUGCUUGAAACCAGCUUUAACCAUGAUUUCCUCCAACAGUGCACUUGCUGUUUUCAGCACUUGCGGUUAAAAUGUGUACAGCCCAGCCCAGCCCAAUCCCAACAACAAGUUCACUACAACUUUCUAAAAGUCACCAUUGAUAGGUACUCUGCUCCAAGGAAAGCUCAGCCUGUAGUGGAAGUUCAAAAUCAAGUGUACGAUAGAAGUAAGCAAGUGCCUGCAAAGAGAGUUCAUGGAAGAACUGGGUUAUUUUAGAGCCCUCUGAGUCUGGUGGGAAGGGGAAGAAGGUAGGCUACUCCUGCAUUUGGGAACAGUUUCUUUUUCAGGGCACUUGACACCUCUUUAAAUUUUGCCAUAAAAUGUAAUGCUUCUAACUCUAAAGCUGUGAUGCAAUAUAAUACAAUACCUCACCCUUCGGUGGAUAGAAUAUAAAACUACAUGUUGCUACAGACUGAUAAAUUUAUAAGGCCACUUUAAAAACACCUAGAAACUCAUCAAAAUUAUUUCAGGAAGGAAUUUCUGUUAACUUUCUGGUUACCACCCACAACAGAAUAUAAAUAUUGGUAUCACAGGUAUGUUCCCUGCAGCCCAUGUGCCUAAUCUUGCUACCACUGAAGUAAAUCGAAGAGACCUGAGCUCAAGAAAAUUCCUCGAAUUUGCUGGACUUCAGGCAAAGACACUUAUUUAUGGUGU